AGUGCUGGGUGGGGGGAGAGGCUGGUCUGUCUGGGCCUGAGGAGGGACGGGGCCAGGCUGCACUCACUGAGCUCCUCAAUGCUUCCCCGCACAGGUCUGCAAAUGAAGAGCCCCGAGAAGAAACGGCGUAAAUCCAACACUCAGGGCCCUGGCUAUUCCCAUCUCUCGGAGUUCGCCCCGCCCCCGACGCCAAUGGUCGACCACUUGGUAGCCUCCAACCCCUUUGAAGAUGACUUUGGGGCACCUAAAGUGGGGGCCUCGUCAGCCCCGUUCCUUGGCAACCCUGUGCCCUUUGGGAACUUUCGCAUGCAGCCGGGCUAUGGAGGGGGGCCCCAGGCUAUGCGGAGACAGCCCCCUCCCUUCGCCCCGAGCCAGAUGGGCCCAGGCUUCAGCAUGCCCCCCCAGAAUCCCAACUACGUGCAGCCUGGGGCUAUGAGCUUCCCCAGCCAGCCCUUCAAUCAGCCUCUCGGACAGAACUUCAGCCCCCCUGCGGGGCAGCUCAUGCAGGGGCCAGUUGGGGGCUUUGGGCCCAUGAUCUCUCCCACCAUGGGGCAGCCUCCCCGGGGAGACAUGGCACCAGGGCCAGCCCUGAAUGCCCCUACCGGCCCCCCCAUGGCCCAGAGAUUCAGCCAGCCCGCCAACCUCUUUGGACAGUCUCCCAUGCAGCGGCCCAGCCAGAAUCUGCCCCCAAACACCAGCCCCUUCCCUGGGGCCGACCCUGGCUUCCCAGCUGGGGGGGACGAUGGAGGGAAGAACCUCAACCCCCCGCCCAGACCUCCGCCCGGGGUGAACGGGCCCCAGCCAAGCUUCGCCCCCAGCAGCGCCGGCCGGAGCAGCAGCACCCCUGAAGCCAACAGCCUCCCGCCCUCCAGCAAGGUGGCUGGCAACUCGGGGCACCAGCCGCCGCCGGGGCUGGUGCCCCCCUGUGGGGCCUGCCGCAGUGAGGUGAACGAUGACCAGGACGCCAUCCUGUGCGAGGCCUCCUGCCAGAAGUGGUUCCACCGGGAGUGCACGGGCAUGACGGAGAACGCCUACGGGCUGCUCACCACCGAGGCCUCAGCCGUCUGGGCCUGUGACUUCUGCCUCAAGACCAAGGAGAUCCAGUAUGUGUACAUCCGGGAGGGCCUGGGCCAGCUGGUGGCGGCCAACCCUCGCCGCAUGCAGACCCCUGCCGG
Messenger RNA from Pelodiscus sinensis (Chinese soft-shelled turtle), 1175 nucleotides. The record is from RefSeq and is a predicted model, not a curated record. Lineage: Eukaryota; Metazoa; Chordata; Testudines; Trionychidae.